AUGCUGUUGCAUCCGUUCGAGGCUGCGCUUAGCCAACUACAGAGCGACGCGCCCAAUACACAACUCCGCACCCUUGUUUCCGCCCCCGACCACAGUGGGUCCGGAUUUCCUGCAAUAGGCGAAAACUACAUCUGCGAUCAAACCAGUCCACAAGCACCAUCAGCAGACAACAAUACAACAACACCAUCAACUUCCAUGUCGUCGACCUCUUGCAAAGGAAAACUACCCCGUAUUUCCCGAGCUGCUAAGCAAAAAGCUUUACAAAAACUCGGUUUACAGCUUGAUGGGAAAAACGCAUAUUCCAAAGAGGGAGAAAAAGAAGGGACUGAAUCAGACACGCCUAGUGCAGCAUCGUCGAUAAGGAGAAGAUCGCAUCGUUCUAAGACUGUUCCAGGCAAGAAGGUCACAAACAAUACUAAAACACGUAAAUCAUUUGUCAAGCAAAAGGCCGAUGACGAUGAAGACUAUGUCCCAAGUCAGAUCGAGUCGAAGAAGAAGUCUAGCGCAAAGCGCAAAGCGAAUGCGGAUACUACAAAGGACGGAAAGCAGACCAAGAAGCCAAAGCUACGAGCAAACAACCCUGACGGCUCAACCGACUGUGCAACAAAGCGACGAGAUCAAUCGGAAUCAUUCAUCAAACCCGCGUCAUCUGCCGUAUCUUCGAGACACUCACUGAUUGCAGGACUGAAAGCUUCACAGAAAACAAUGGAAGCCUCUCAGACAACGUUCAAAAAACCAAUGUUGCCUUCACACAUCACUCAAGUACCGUCGACCCCGACGAAGCAGAAGAAACUUGUAGAGACACAGAAACGGUCGUGCACCCCAAGGGAUGCGAGGAGACCUCUUCAUGAUGAUGUUUUCUCUCAAAUGCCAUCAUCGCCACCGAUACCAUACGAAGUCGACGAGAUGGAUGAUUGGUCACGGGACACUCCAGCUGUGGCAGCGAUACUGUCGAGCAACAGCAAACCUGUCCCCGCAUCACCAAAUGCAGAAUCAACGGCUAUAUCCGGCCACGCAGAUUGCGAUCAUGUGGCGCAUGAGAAGCGGGCAGGAGAUUCGCAAACUGCAAAAAGUGAUCCUUUCACACGAAGGACCAAAGGCGGAAAGGCCACAUCGUUUUUACGUCGUUUGACAGGGGACGAAUCAAUAGUAGGAGAUCCAGAUCCAGAUCCAGCGACUGAGACAUUGCAAGGUGUGUUGAUUGAUGUCGCGCAAGAUUCACCAGCAAGCCGAGUUGUUGAUCUGGAUCUUGGUACCAAAUGUAGUACUCUUGCUGGCGACUGCCGUAACGACCAGCAAUGCACCUCAGAAGCCGAAGUUUUGCAUGUUUAUCUCGAUUCUUCGCCACCAAGGGUGCACUCGCCUACUAGCAGUCACAGUUCGACCUCUGCUAAGUAUUUAUUCUCCUCCGAACCCACGUUACCUUCGUCAGAAGCCGAGGAGAUUGGGUGGGAGAAGAGCCUUCAGCCUCAUCAGCGUAGUCUACAUGAUGUCUUGAUCAGUACGUCAAAACGAGUCGUGCGUCAUAUCGUCGAUAGCGAGACGGGCCUCGACGACAUUGCAGAGACGUUUGCAACAGAUGGUGAGUGUAUACUAGAGUCACUACUAUCCCAACAUGAUGACGAUUACAAACACGUCUUCGCCGAUAUGGAAAGUAAGAGGGGUGCUCUCCGAAAAGAGCUUGAGUAUGCCAUUGAGCGAAUGGCUUAG
Molecule: messenger RNA, 1710 nt
Organism: Bipolaris victoriae FI3
Lineage: Eukaryota; Fungi; Ascomycota; Dothideomycetes; Pleosporales; Pleosporaceae
Exons: 1
Coding region: 1-1710 (569 amino acids)
Source: RefSeq, a predicted model, not a curated record